Messenger RNA from Castor canadensis (American beaver), 2503 nucleotides. RefSeq names its product calcium voltage-gated channel auxiliary subunit beta 3 (gene Cacnb3). The record is from RefSeq and is a predicted model, not a curated record. Lineage: Eukaryota; Metazoa; Chordata; Mammalia; Rodentia; Castoridae. Gene Ontology annotation, cellular component: voltage-gated calcium channel complex. Gene Ontology annotation, biological process: calcium ion transmembrane transport. Gene Ontology annotation, molecular function: voltage-gated calcium channel activity; protein binding.
AUGUAUGACGACUCCUACGUGCCCGGGUUUGAGGACUCGGAGGCGGGUUCAGCCGACUCCUAUACCAGCCGUCCAUCUCUGGACUCAGACGUCUCCCUGGAGGAGGACCGGGAAAGUGCCCGGCGUGAAGUGGAGAGUCAGGCUCAGCAGCAGCUCGAGAGGGCCAAGCACAAACCUGUGGCAUUUGCUGUGAGAACCAAUGUCAGCUACUGUGGUGUAUUGGAUGAAGAGUGCCCAGUCCAGGGCUCUGGAGUCAACUUUGAAGCCAAAGAUUUUCUGCACAUUAAAGAGAAGUACAGCAAUGACUGGUGGAUCGGGAGGCUAGUGAAAGAAGGCGGAGACAUCGCCUUUAUCCCCAGCCCACAGCGCCUGGAGAGUAUCCGUCUCAAACAGGAGCAGAAGGCCAGGAGAUCAGGGAACCCUUCCAGCCUCAGUGACAUUGGCAACCGACGCUCUCCUCCUCCAUCUCUAGCCAAGCAGAAGCAAAAACAGGCAGAACAUGUUCCCCCAUAUGAUGUGGUACCCUCCAUGCGGCCUGUGGUGCUGGUGGGACCCUCUCUGAAAGGUUAUGAGGUCACAGACAUGAUGCAGAAGGCUCUCUUUGACUUCCUCAAACAUAGGUUUGAUGGCAGGAUCUCCAUCACCCGCGUGACAGCAGACCUCUCACUGGCAAAGCGAUCUGUGCUCAACAAUCCUGGCAAGAGGACCAUCAUUGAGCGCUCUUCUGCCCGCUCCAGCAUCGCUGAAGUACAGAGUGAAAUCGAGCGCAUAUUCGAGCUGGCCAAAUCCCUGCAGCUAGUGGUGUUGGAUGCUGACACCAUCAACCACCCAGCACAGCUGGCCAAGACCUCACUGGCCCCCAUCAUCGUCUUUGUCAAAGUGUCCUCACCCAAGGUACUCCAGAGGCUCAUUCGCUCCCGGGGGAAGUCACAGAUGAAGCACUUGACUGUACAGAUGAUGGCAUAUGAUAAGCUGGUUCAGUGCCCACCAGAGUCAUUUGAUGUGAUUUUGGAUGAGAACCAGCUGGAGGAUGCCUGUGAGCACUUGGCUGAGUAUCUAGAAGUUUACUGGCGAGCCACCCACCACCCAGCCCCUCCUGGCCCUGGACUUUUGGGUCCUCCCAGUGCCAUCCCUGGACUUCAGAACCAGCAGCUGCUGGGGGAGCGAGGUGAGGAGCACUCACCCCUGGAGCGAGAUAGCUUGAUGCCCUCAGACGAGGCCAGUGAGAGCUCCCGCCAGGCCUGGACAGAAUCGUCACAGCGUAGCUCCCGACAUCUAGAAGAGGACUAUGCAGAUGCCUACCGGGAUCUGUACCAGCCUCACCGCCAACACACCUCUGGUCUGCCCAGUGCUAACGGGCAUGACCCCCAAGACCGGCUCCUAGCCCAGGACUCGGAGCACAACCACAAUGACCGGAACUGGCAGCGCAACCGGCCUUGGCCCAAGGAUAGCUACUGACAGCCUCCUGUUGCCCUACCCUGACAGGCACAGGAACAGCUGGCUGGGAUGUCCACUCCAGGCAGGUUGGAGUUAGACUGGCAUUAGGUUGCCAUUAGGCUCAGCUCCCACCACCCUUUGUCUAGCCCCAGCUCCAGGGCUGCCUGUGAUCCAAUGGCUCUGGAAGAAGCAGGGUGCCCCUCACCUCCUGGGCACAGUGACCCCAUAGGCUCUCAUUCCAGGUACUAGCUGUGUGUUCUGCACCUUCCUUGCCUCCUGCACAAGAAGCUGCCCCACUGGGCAGUGCCCUCAGGCCAAGAUCCCUAUAGCAUGGGCUUUCCCACCAGACUCAGGGAAGGGAUGCCCCCUCAGUGGCAAGAGGGUGGGGGGUGUGGGCAACAUGGUACAAGGAAGAAACAAGGUUCCUGAGCAGGCAGAAGUCCUAACAACCCAGGAACUCAAGAGUUGUGCUUUGGGGUCUGAGGGCCUCACUCACCUCACUGCCACACAUUGAAAUGAGACAAUCAAAAGCCCAACAUUGUGGCACUUAUGUCCAUCAGCUGGGGUGGGGCAUCCACAUUCAACAUCGGAGAAGCAGGCAGGUGAAGCUGGGUCAGAGAAAGAUCUCACAGCUGAAACCCUAAGAGGAAAGGGCUCUCCUCACUCCAACAGAAAGCUUAGCAUCUGCUAGGACAAGGGAUCCUGGAGCAAGUCAAGUUAGAAGGUAGAUAGGAGCCAACCUGGACUAGGGGUUUGGGGAGGGAAGAACAGCUUCAGGGCCUCCUUGCCUUUCUCAUUCUUUUGCCCUUGCAUCCUGUCAUUUCUGUUCGUUCCCUUCAUGCCUUCUGGAAGAUAGGGGCUCCAGACUUUAUUCCCUGACUCAUAGCUGCUGCUUGUUAAGUUAGGGUUAGAUGGGGAGACAUAGGACAGACACAGUGGGCAGCCCCCAGAGACCCUGGCUACUUGGCUACCCUUGCCUAUGGCUCUAUUAUGUGACCUACAGAGCAUGUUCCUUAAGAACCUGCCCCAUCUCUCUGUCAUCACCAAUAAAACACCAUGCACAGUC